Messenger RNA from Schizophyllum commune H4-8, 2354 nucleotides. Its product is annotated as ABC1-domain-containing protein. The transcript is spliced from 3 exons. The record is from RefSeq and is a predicted model, not a curated record. Lineage: Eukaryota; Fungi; Basidiomycota; Agaricomycetes; Agaricales; Schizophyllaceae. The coding region runs from base 102 to 1910 and encodes 602 amino acids.
GCGCUCCGCACGAGCCGGCGCGAUGACGCUGCCGUUCCGAAUGUCCAGAUGUCGCGACUUUAUCUCUCUUCCCCAACGUUCAUGCAGCACACAACGUCUUCAUGACCGUUUCCCCCUAUGGCUUAUCGGCGCAAGCCCUCAGGACGUCGUCGAAAGCUAGAUUUGCGGCUCGAACUCGCCAUGCAUUUGGGCGAGGAUUCGCUACGAGCGCUCCCCCUCCUCCGUCUCCCUCCAGACUCCAAAAGUAUGCUAGAAGAGCGUUGUAUACUGGCGUCGGGAUUGGCACUCUCUGGGCGAUAGACACCAACUUUAAUGCGUCCGCCAUAACGCGUAAUUUCCGAACAAUAUACAUGUGCGGGGCUAUAGCCCUAGACUAUUCCAUGAACUUCACACCCGCUAAGAGCGAGUCUAUACCACAACUCCACGAGCGCGUCGCGGAAAGGAUGUACAACCUCCUGACGAAGAACGGUGGCUUAUACAUCAAGAUCGGUCAGGCUAUAGGCGCGAACGCGGCCCUGCUUCCCAAACCCGUUCAAGUCAAAUUUCAGUCCCUCUUCGACGACGCACCGCAGGUCCCCUACUCCGUUGUCGAAUCCGUCUUCCGCUCCGAGUUCGGGCGCCCUCCAAGCGGCCCAGAUGGCGUAUUCGAGAUAUUCGAAGAGCAGGCAGUCGCAAGCGCCAGCAUCGCGCAGGUCCACAAAGCGAAACUGCGUGGCUCCGAUCAGUGGGUCGCCGUGAAGAUCCAGAAGCCGGACGUCGUGCGCCAGACAUGGUGGGACCUCACGACCUACAAGGGCGUGAUGUGGCUCUACGACCGCUGGUUUGAGCUCCCCGUCUACUUCCUCGUCGACUACAUCUCGGAUCACCUUCGCCAAGAGCUCAACUUCAUCCGGGAGGCGGACAACGCACGGCGGACGGCCGCGUUCGUGCGCGCGGACCCGAACUUCGCGCAGCGCGUACACAUACCCGAAGUGUAUGAGGAAUACUCCACAAAGCGGGUCAUGACGGCGGAGUGGAUAGAUGGCGUACGGCUGAGCGACCGCGAUUCGGUCCUGCGGCUUGUAGGCGAGAAGCCACCUUUGCCGGGCACGGAAGCGCUCCGACCACUACAGGGAGGCGCACGCGCUGUCAUGCAGACCAUGGUCGAGCUGUUCAGCGCACAGAUGUUCAGCUGGGGCUGGGUUCACUGCGAUCCCCACCCGGGGAACGUCCUCAUCCGGCCCAAUCCCUCGAAACCGACCCAACCGCAACUCGUGCUCCUCGACCACGGCUUGUACGUGAGCGUCUCAGAGGAGAUGCGCCGGCAGUGGGCGUCCGUCUUCAAGGCCAUGCUCGUCGGCGACCGCGCCGAGGUUGAGUCCGUCGUCAGCCAGUGGGGCGUCGGCCUCGGCAUGGGGGACCUCUUCGCGUCCUUCGCGCUCAUGCGCCCCGUCCGGCUGAAGGGCGCGCGCACCGGGCCGCCCAUCUUCUCCAAGGAGGCGACGAGCGACUACGAGCGCGGCGUGCAGAUGAAGGCCGCGCUGCGCAACUUUCUCGUCGACACGGACCGCAUGCCGAAGGUGCUCGCGUUCCUCCUGCGCAACAUGCGCAUGGUGCAGGGCAACAACCAGUCGCUCGGCUCGCCCGUGAACCGCAUCCGCAUCACCGCGACAUACGCGUCGCGCGCGCUCGCGAAGUCGCCGAACUUGAGCCUGGGGCAGCGCUGGCAUGCGUGGUGGCAGCACUUUGUCUUCCAGACGAUCAUGUUCUCGUCGGACACGGUGUUCUACUGGGUGCGCAUCAGGCAGUAUCUGGGACGCGUGCUCGGGUACAAAGUGGUGGGCUUUGAGGACGAGCUGGAGAGCAUCAUGCGCAGGACGGCGAAGAGUACUCUAGGGCUUGAGAUUAACGAGGAGACGUUUGCUGGAUAGACAGACUAUCAUUCAUUCGAUACGUUGCAUGCUUUGCUGUCGAGCGGUCUGGUUUAUAUCCGUGGUCUACUUAACGUGAUUGGAGCACGAACAUUCGCAUCAAAUACCACCGGUCAAGGCUAACUACGGUCUGUCCUUACACAACGUUGACGGGUUACAUGUCUGAUCACAAAAAUCUACUCGGAUGGUGGUGUCUUGUCCGUCCAGACGCGCGGAACCGCAUUCCCUACCAGCUCAAUCCUCCGCUUCGUGAUCAGCGGGUGAUGCAACCGACGCAGCACACCGCGAUAAGUGACACGCUGCGAUACAUCUUGCAAUAGCUUCAGAUUGAGGGUUCCAACGGGGAAUGGUAGCCCGUCCUCAGGUAUAGCACUGACGUCCGUUUCGUCGGGGAACGUCGCCACCACUCGCAGCACAAGCGGUGCGCCUGCGCUAGUAGCGAGA